Plectropomus leopardus (leopard coralgrouper) is the source of this 1343-nucleotide messenger RNA. NCBI's taxonomy places the organism in Eukaryota, Metazoa, Chordata, Actinopteri, Perciformes, Serranidae. The record is from RefSeq and is a predicted model, not a curated record.
UGUCUCCCCCCUCUCUGUGUCCCCUCUCACUGUGUCUCCUCUCUGUGUCCACUGUCCAUGUCCACUCUUCUUGUUUCACCUCUCUGUGUCCCCACUCUCUUUGUCCCCUCUCUCUGUGUCCCCACUCUCUGCGUCCCCACUCUGUCUCCCCCCUCUCUGUGCCCCCUCUCACUGUGUCUCCUUCCUUUGUCCCCUCUCUAUGUCCACUGUCCAUGUCCACUCUUCUUGUUUCACCUCUCUGUGUCCCCUCUCGCUGUGUCCUCUAUCUGUGUCCCCUCUUCUUGUUUCACCUCUCUGUGUCCCCUCUCUCUAUGCCCCCUCUCACUGUGUCCCCUCUCACUGUGUCCCCUCCCUGUGCCCCCCCCACAGCCUCGGUGGCCUGGUCUCUGCACAGGGACCUGGGCUUCCCUCUAGACCUGGUGGACCUGAUGCUGGAGGACAGAGGAGUCCAGGUGGACCGUCAGGAGUUGGACUGUCUCAUCGCAGAAAACCACAAGGUGCAGUCUGACCUGCAGUCAGGUGUUGAGUCUCAGGUGAUGUUGGAUGUCCUCAGCUUGGCCGAGCUGCAGCGUCUCGGCGUCCCUCACACAGACGACAGCCUCAAAUACCAGUACAGAAUGGAGCAGGACAGAUACGUGUUCCCAGCAUGCCGUGCAUCGGUGGUGGCUCUGUACGCGGGGGGGCGUCUGGUGUCAGAGGUCACGGAGGGUCAGCUCUGCGGGGUCGUCCUGGAUCACACCUGCUUCUACUCCGAGCAGGGGGGACAGUCACAUGACCAGGGCUACUUCAGCCGGGACGGACAACAGGACGUCCUAUACCCCGUGGAGGCCGUGGUCCUGGUGGGGGGGUACGUGGUCCAUCAGGUGACUGCAGCCGACAGCCUGAAGACUGGAGACCAGGUGCAGCUCCACCUGGACCAGGUCCACAGGUUGUCCUGUAUGGUGAAUCACACAGCGACUCACAUCCUGAACUUUGCUCUGAGGAAAGUUUUGGGUCCUUCAGUUCAGCAGAGAGGAUCUCAUGUGUCAGCUGAUCGCCUCCGCUUUGACUUCAGUGUCAAGGGUUCAUUGGACGUGUCCCAGUUGCAGCAGGUGGACAGGUGUAUUAAUGACAUCAUCUCAGCCAAUCACAUAGUGCACAGCCAGGAGCUCCCUCUGCAGGCAGCCAGGAGCAUCAGUGGACUGAGGACAGUGGACGAGGUGUAUCCUGACCCUGUUCGGGUUGUGUCUGUCGGGGUGGCGGCCUCUGACCUUUUGGACGACGAGACGGACAGAGAGACGUCUGUGGAGCUCUGCUGUGGAACGUAAGACCUAAGAGCCACGCAUGUUCACCUGUUACAGAGA